AUGUGCGGCGGCGUCAUCCCCGCGGAGCUGAUCCAGCCGACGCGGCGCGUGGCGUCGAAGCAGGUGACUGAAGGCCACCUCUGGCCGGCGAGCUCCAAGAAUGCCGGCAGCGGCAGGGACAAGAGGCACCACCAUGAAGACGCCGACGAUGACUUUGAGGCCGCCUUCGAGGAGUUCAACGACGACUUUGACGUGCUUGAAGACGACGAGGAACACGUGGUGUUCUCCUCCAAAUCCGCCUUCUCCUCAGAAUGUUGUAAGGUGGGGAACGUUGGCAAGAACUGCAUGCAUGCUAGUGUAAUCUCAAGGGAAAGAACUCUUGGCUAUACAAUAGCCCACGACGACGGGCGCGCGGCGCGGGCAGCGGGGAGCCAUAACAAGCCAGGCCGCCGCCCCUUCCGCGGCAUCCGGCAGCGCCCCAGGGGCAAGUGGGCGGUGGAAAUCCGCGACCCGCAAAAGGGCACCCGCCUCUGGCUCGGCACCUUCAACACCGCCGAGGACGCCGCCCGGGCCUACGACGUCGAGGCCCGCCGCCUCCGCGGCAGCAAGGCCAAGCUCAACUUCCCCGGAGCACGCCGCGGCAACCCACGAACCGCGCCGAAACCGCAGCACCCUGCUGCAGCAGCAGCACAGCCCGCUCUGCUGCUUCCAGGAGAGAAGCAGAGGCAGGAAGGGAUUGCCGUGAAGCCUGAAGCUAUGGACUCCUUCGACGUGGGCAGCUUCUUCGACGUGACCUUCCCCACCUUCCCCGCCGCGCCGCCGGCCAUGGAGAGCUCCUUCGCCGGCAGUGGCGGUGGCUCCGCGCUAGAGCUCGCUCACGAGCUGGCGUUGGAUCCAUUUAUGUUACUGCAGAUGACCUACUCGGGCGGCUACGAGUACGAUUCCCUGGACGGCCUUUUCGCCGCAGAGGCCGUGCAGCAGGAAGUGAACACCGACAUGAACGGCGUCAGGCUGUGGAGCUUCGACGACUUCCCCGUCGACGGCUCUGUUUUCUGA
Messenger RNA from Miscanthus lutarioriparius, 996 nucleotides. NCBI's taxonomy places the organism in Eukaryota, Viridiplantae, Streptophyta, Magnoliopsida, Poales, Poaceae. The record is from the annotation of a GenBank genome assembly.